Messenger RNA from Aspergillus ochraceoroseus IBT 24754, 2111 nucleotides. Its product is annotated as something about silencing 10 family protein. The record is from RefSeq and is a predicted model, not a curated record. Gene Ontology annotation, cellular component: small-subunit processome; nucleolus. The coding region runs from base 37 to 1980 and encodes 647 amino acids. The transcript has 2 exons. NCBI's taxonomy places the organism in Eukaryota, Fungi, Ascomycota, Eurotiomycetes, Eurotiales, Aspergillaceae. Gene Ontology annotation, biological process: maturation of SSU-rRNA from tricistronic rRNA transcript (SSU-rRNA, 5.8S rRNA, LSU-rRNA).
GCCAAUUCUCCCAUAUUUCUUCACCUAGAGCCAGUCAUGGGUAAAAAGAGAAAGGUCGGUGGCCGCCCGGCCAAGAAGACCGAAGAGGAGCAUCUCUCCAAGUUCGAUAUCGAGGAGAGAUUCGACGACUCCGAAGAUGAGUUCCAGGCUGGACGGGAUCAUAUUUUGCUAGAGGAAGAGCCAGACGCAAAGAGGCGGAGGAAGCUGGCUGAAGAAGAGGAAAUUUUCCAACCUUCCGACGAGGAAAUCAUGGGUUACGAGUCUGUGGACGAUGAAGACCUGGAUGACGAAGACGACGUUGAUGAAGAGGAUUACGACGACGAUGAAGAUGAUCUUGAGAACGUCAAAACAAAGUCGAAAAAGAAGCGGGGUGAUAGUCCGGGGUCUGAACUGGAAGAUGAGGAGGGCCUUGCAGCCUGGGGUUCUUCCAAGAAGGACUUCUACAAUGCGGAUCAAAUCGAAACAGAGGCCGAUGCGCUCGAAGAAGAGGAAGAAGCGAAAAGGCUACAGCAGAAACACCUGCAGGCUAUGAACGAAGAGGAUUUCGGAUUCGAUGAGACGGAAUGGGUCGAGUCCGCAAAAGGCCCAGGAGAUGUCAAAAAUGAUACCGGUGUGGUGACCGAAGUCUUACCACAGUUGGAAAUUACAGAAGAUAUGAGCACAGAAGAAAAGUUGAAGUUUCUAAAGUCAAGAUAUCCCGAGUUCGAACCUUUGGCAAAAGAUUUCAUCGACCUCCAACCGACCUACCACGACCUUGAGAAGGCCACCAGAUCUGCAAAGUCGGAUGCCGCCGUAGAGACCGACUCCGAUCAUGCCCCAGUUGCUGUCAUCAAGCACCGUGCUUUGUCAGCCUACCUGGGUGCGAUCAGCAUGUACUUUAUGCUCCUCACCUCUGCCCAUGAAAACGCCGGCAACCGCACCACAUUAUCGCCAGCUCAACUACGGACGCACCCAGUUAUGAGCUCACUUGUCAAUUUCCGAAACCUCUGGGACACUGUCAAGGACAUUACUACCCCUGAAGUUGAGGCUUCAGAGGAUGAAGUCAUGGAAGAUAUUGAGAGUGACGUUGAAGUUGAAACACCAGAACGCAAUGGUAAAGAGGCUAAGGCGACCAAGAAGGAGAAGGUGAAAAAGGUUUCCAAAGCCCAGCGGGCAGCAGAAGCAGCACAGGCAGAGGCAGAAGCGCGGAAAGCAAAGAAACUUGAAGAAACAGAAGCAAACCUUGCCGGUCUCUCGAAACUGAUCUCAGAACCUGGGAAGAAACGGGUUAUUCAAAAGAAGACUCUGUCGAAGGAUGCAGAGGAUUCUGAUUUCGGUGACGAAGACGCCCUUACCGCCAAAGAGGCUGAAGAGAAGGCUAAGCAGAAGCGCUCCCUCCGCUUCUAUACGUCGCAGAUCGUUCAGAAAUCGAAUAAGCGUACUGCGGCUGGUCGUGACGCUGGUGGAGACGCGGAUAUUCCUUACCGUGAGCGGUUGAGGGACCGUCAGGCCCGCUUGAACGCAGAAGCCGAAAAGCGUGGUAAGCAGAAGCCUAAGGGCUCCGAGCAGCUGGGUGGCGACAGCGACGAUGAAGACCGUCGGGUCGCGAACGAACUCCGAGGGGGCCAGUCUGGAACGGACGAUGAUGAAUAUUACGAUAUGAUUGCGGCCCGCUCCAAACAACGCAAGGAUGACAAGAAGGCCCGCGCAGAUGCUUACGCCACUGCAGCUCGCGAAGGUGGUCAUGUUCAAGUCCAGGAGGAGGUCGGCCCCGAUGGAAAACGUGCCAUCACCUAUCAAAUCGAAAAGAACAAGGGUCUCACACCUAAGCGGAACAAAGAUAAUCGCAACCCCCGUGUCAAGAAAAGGAAGAGGUUUGAAGAGAAGAAGAAGAAACUCAGCAGUAUUCGCCAGGUUUAUAAAGGUGGUGAAGGCCCAGGUGGCUACGGUGGUGAACUUACAGGUAUUAAGAAGAACCUGGUCAAGAGUGUCAAGCUCUAAUCUAUUCGUCAAUUCUCUUUUCGCUCUUACUUCGGGAUACAUACCGUUUGGCGUUGAAUUAGUGACUAAAAAAGGGAAUUUAAGUGUGUAUGUAUAUAGACUUUUGAUGAUACAACCUUGUGCUCGUCUUC